AUGGAAAGUGUUAAAAAGCAGCUUGAGAAGCUUGAAAAUGAUGAAAAUGAGCUUACUAAAAUUCUUUCUGAGCAAGACAAAAUGAAGCUUCAACCUCAAUCACAGCAAGUUGAAGAGCACAAAAAGGAAAUUGAGACCCUUAAAACACAAAUUUUCCAACAAAGUUCCAAGCUUCAAGGUCAAAUUACAAGUGUAAUUUCCGCUGUUGAAAAGCAAAUUAAGUCACUUGAACCUAAGAAAAAUAAAGUUGAUAAGCUUCAAUCUCAAGUGAAUGAGCUUAAAAAGAAAAUUGAUGCUAAGCAAAAUCAUAAAGAUCAAAUUGAAAAGCAGCUUAAAGAAGCUGAAAAGGACCUUAAAGAAGCACAAAAUGAUUUCCCUGAAAAAGAGUCUAAAUCUCUUGACUCUCAUCAGGCUUCCAUGAAGUCUCUUGGGACACUGAAUGGGCUUUGUGGAUAUGCUAAGCAACUUGAAACAGUGUCAGCUAAUAAUCCACGUGAUUUACUUACUAACCUGUGCUCUGGCCUUGAGACCUUCCUAGGCUUCAACCCAUCAUCCAAAGGCUACGAUGGCACUGGCAUCGUGUACUCGGACCUUGACAGGCUGUGUGACGGGAUGAUGGCGUUCUUGCACGGGGUGUUGGAGAGUGUUAAGGAUGAUGAUAACGUUACAACAUAUAAUGAAUACAUUGAUGAAGAACAUAAAAUUGAUAAAGUUCUCUCCACUUUACAAUCUAAAAUUGGCUCCGGGCGUGGAGGCCUUUCGAAGUCUGUCACUAAGGUGAAGGAGUGGUUGGAGAGGUAUGAUAAGGAAGUUGCCAAGAAGACAAAAGCAGUGACUGGAGGAUUAUCUACACUUAUAGGUAAGUUAAAUAGUGACAGUUCAUCUGGUGCAGGUGGAAAUGAGUAUUACAAGGAAGUGGAGAAUCAAGAGAACUCUGGGCUCGGCACUCAACUAAUGGGUUGGACGUCGACCGUGCAGAAGAUUAAAUUUGAACUUAAUGACAUAGAAACACGUAAUAUUAAGACACUAGAUCCUACACUUAGCGCACAAAUAAUGAACAAAGUAGACCCGAUAACUAAGGUUGUCGAGCACUUGCAGAGUGUGGCAGGGAACGGUGACUUUGCCGCUAAGGUGAAGGCGGUUGAUAGUGAAAUCGAUGCGAAGGAAGCGCAUGUCAGAGACGAAAUAGAGAAGAAAUGUAAAGCUCUGCAACUCACGUUAAAGACAAAGUUUGAAGCCAUAAAUGCUGAUAUUGAUAAGAUUGGAGAAGAGCGUACCACCAAGUUGAAGGAGUUGCUAGAGUUGGUCGCGAAGUUGGAGACAAGCGUAAUCACUGCAGAUAAAGACGCCAACAAUCUAGUAACGAGAUACGAUUCUGAGAUUGCUCAGAAAUUGAACGAUAUAAAUGAGCAAGUCACACCACUUGACACCACCCCAAUUUCAAGUGGCCUAAAUACAGUGUUCACUGAAGUUGGUAAGCAGUUGGAGGCGCUUGAGGAAAAGUUGGUAGAGCUUGGCGGGCUUGGAAAUGCUGUGAGAAUUAAUUUGGGUACCGGGCUGGAAAAUAUUAAACUUGACUUACAACAGGCAAUUGAGACGCUCAAGCAAGAAAUAAAAAGGAACGUUAAAGCUUAUGUUGAGGGUGAGUUGCCUCGGAAAAUUAUAGAUAAAAUAUCAUCGUUUGCUGGUAAUAUUGCGCAUCAGGAUGGUAUAGACGGACAGUUAGAUGAAAUUGUCCAUAUUGCGAGGCAGUACGCUGAACAGUUCACCCAGGGGCGGAGGGAUAAUGGGCUUGAAAAAACACUGCAAAAAUGGAUGGAAGAUAUAUUGGAUGAUAAAGGUACGAUUAAGCAUAGGAUUGGGAAGUAUGUUAACGAUAAUAGUAACAAAGAUACUUUUAUACGGACAAUUAAGGAUGAGCUUACAAGAAGGAUUUCCGCAAACUUCCCAUCCUACCUGGCUGAAAGCAAUAACAUUAAACAAAUGAUUCUUGAUGCCCGAGAUGCUUGCAAUAAAUUCGCCACAACGCUUGCAAGAAAGCUGGAGAGUGGGAAGAUCACAACGUCCGGUGAUUCACAUCCGUUUGUUAAGGAGAUAGCCACAGCAAUUGACAAGGGAGUUUUGCAGAAAAAUACCGAAGAACGCGGUUACAAUCCAGAAUUUACUUUUCAAACUGCCAUCUAUAAUAUGCUUAAACAACUCCUUCCCAAAGUCACGAAAGCUGCGACGGAACUUGAAUGGUUCGCCGAAGAGGCAAAAAUUGGGAACGUGGAGGUAGCUAUCAGAGAGGUUAAGCAACUUGGUAAUAGGCUUGGAGAUGAAGUUAAAGCUGUAGACGACCCACACAAGCUUGGAAAUGCAAUCCAAUCUAAGGCCAGCGCUGAAGCCAUCAAGGGCGAUUUCAAAUCUCCACUGGAGAAACUGCUCACUUCUGCGGGGAGAAAGUCUCUUCAGAAGCAGAUUAGUGAUCUGAAGGAACUCACGGAAGCGGUUAACGACAAGGCCAAUAAUGAAAUUAAGCAGCGGGUUGAGUCACUAAAGAAGCGUGUUGCAGAGCUUAAGAGCAGUAUUACGAACAUUAGUGAACAAAUCAAUGCAUUUAACACGUCUCUUCGAACGGCCAUUGACACUGCCAAAGACACAGUUGAAUCAGCCCGUUACGCUCUGCAAAAGGAAAUCACUGACACGCAACUUCACCUCAACAACAAAGUCACUCAAGCCUUCAAGGCUGUUUACGACAAGGUAAAAGAGGUGUUCUGCGAGCAGCAUAAGGCGGACUUAAAGGCGUUGAAAGAUCUCGUAAACGAGCAAAACGCUGCGAUCACCGAGAUCAUUAGGAAGGAUAAGGAAAGCGGCGUGAAAGGUCUUUUGGAUAAGAUGAAUACGCAAAAAGGCGUGCUUGAUACUGUAAAAAACCAGAAUGAAUUAUUUUUCACGGCCAGUUACCUCGACUUAUUCCUCAUACCAGUUACCGAUUAUAUACAAAAUGAAGUAAAAACACAAGCAAAGGGAGACUAUAAAAUUACAAAAGAAAUCAAACUACUGUGCAUGGUUUUCAGAAAUAUUGUUAUUGGCAUUUCGGAGUCCAAACACUUCUCCCACGAAGUCUCCAACAGGCUCUCCAAGCUGUCCGAAAAAGUCAACGGACUGAAACCACUGGAAAUGCCGGACGCAGGACGGCCCGUGCUUGGGGCGCUGCAAAAGGGAAUGCAAAAAUUUGUCGAGGAGUUGCAGAUGCAGUACGUUAACAAGUACGAGGGGUGUCAGCCGAUCACUCAGUGGGUAACUCAGGACACUGACCAAAUCGCUGGGCAAAAUGGUAACCAAAUGGACACCCAAAACACAAAGUUGACGUCUGAUGGUGAGAAGUGCGCCAGCGUUCUCGUUACCAUCAUUGCGAAUAUCUAUGAGGACUUAAAGUUGUUGCGGGAUGGAUGUGCCAAGCAUGGUCCUUGUGAAAAGAAACGUGUUUACCUCUAUGAACCAUCGCCCAGGGAUGGAAAAAGAACGGAAAACAAACUAGGCGUGUGGUUAGACCACCAAGGAUUUACGGUGUCCAAGGAAAAAGGCUCCCAUGAAGGUGAAUUAAGGAAUAAAGACAUGUUCACCGGAAAUAAUAUUCUUACUCUGCUCGAAAAUAACAGCAUUAUUAGCCGGCCGUUCUCAGAUGAUGAGGCCUACCAAGGAGAUGUGGUCCAAUUAUAUGAGUAUUUCGCAGACUAUUUGCGAGUGUGUCAUCUUAAACUCCCUAAAUCCAACACGUAUCCAUCGACUGUCCGUGACAUGUUAUCGUGGAUGUCCGGUCUCCCAUACACCAGAGUAUCCGCCCAGAUUAAAAAGCAUUGUGAAAAGAUGCUUGAGGAGAAGGACAAUGCGACAGGCAAAUACCCUAACAAGGAGGACGCAGUAAUAAGUAAAAUCCUAACUACAGACUUAUAUUAUAGCCUCUCGUCUACAUGCCGAAUUUCUUAUCGACUCCUCAAAACAAUAUGCGGAAAUGGUCACGGCGCUGCCAACGCCGAUUACCCCUACGCUUGCAAUUUCGCGGACAAUUCCCGUGGUUUCCAUUAUCCAGAUAGCGUCUCUACUCUGAUCGAUGUGUUGAAAGAUAUGUGCUCACGUUUACUUCGAUCUCUCUACUUCUUACGCACACGAUGCUCAUACGACGCAUCUACGGCCAACGGCUGGCGUGAUUGCCGCUACGGCAAAGAUGUCUCCGCUUACCAGUUGCCGUGUAAAAACUCAUCCCACUCCGAUGCGGAAUGUGUCCCGAAAUCUCCUCUGCAGGCACACUUGACCGACAGCCUUCCCGGAAUGUUGCCGCACGCGGUAACGUCUGUUGGCUGUAAGUCAACUUGCAACACUUGUCCUAAGAUGUCCCCUGGCCAACCGUGUCUGACACCUAUGGGUUUCUGGGACUUGACAACUUCGGCGUCUAUAAACAAAAAGGGGCGUGACAUAUAUGUUGUGCUUUCCGAUUUCUGUAAAGAUGCAGAGUCUCCCCUCUGCGCUCUGCUGCGAUGUCUGCAAUUUGUGUCUCCAUCCCCACCUAGCAGUUUACCAGACAUGUUCUCCUUAUUCUGCAAUUUCUUCCAAUGGAGGAAAGUAGACAGUAGAACUGACCGUUUACGAUAUGGCCAAAAUGCCGAUUUUAUACAGCACUUGACCGAUGAGACCAUAGAGGCUGCGUUCCCACUGCACAAGUGGUAUCACGAAAAUUUCAGUAAUGCCAUUCUCACCAACGCACUGACUAAAUUAGAGAAAUCUGUCGACAAUCACAACAAUCCUCCUGCAGACGAUGCAGACCCCAAGACGCUGUCGAGCACCCAUUCGGACCUAUCGAGUAUUACCUUCCGUUCGAACUGCAAAAUCCCAGGCACAUGCGGUCAAUAUAUGCAGCCUCUGUGUGUCCAUGCCUAUCAUACAUAUUCUCAAAAACAGGCUGGACUUCACCUGUCAUGGUUCGUACACCUAGCAUGGAGAUUCUGGCAAUUGCUUGAUUGCUUCCUUAAGGCCAUCCAGAAUGCUCAAUGCAAAUCAUAUGGAUGCUCAUCCUGUAACUGCGGCAGCGGUAAGCACGGCGACAAAGAUGCCUGUAAGUGUGACUCGGUUGUAAAAUGUGGCAGCGUUGUAUCAACAUUCUAUCAAUACGGAUUCACAUUUGGAAGUGCGAAGACACUUGAAUCCACAAAGAAAUGUGGAAUGUUCAGUGCACAGCUUAAGAGAGUAGUAUAUUCUCAGCAAUUCCAUGAUUUAUUCGACGCAAUAGAUAACUUCAUCUGGGCCAUCCGUACACCCUUCUCCUACCUCUUAUUAGCCCUCUGGUCGCUGUCGCUCCUGUACCUGCUGCACAUCGCCGUCGUCCGCCUCGACGUGCUGAGGAUACGCUCGCACAUGCGCUCACCCUCAAGCCACCGCAUCGCCGCGCAGUCCCUCCUCGCCGCCGCACGCAUCAGCUCACUCGGCAACGUCAAGUACUUCUCACCAUAA
This is a messenger RNA of Babesia ovata, 5490 nucleotides long. RefSeq lists its product as uncharacterized. The transcript is spliced from 2 exons. NCBI's taxonomy places the organism in Eukaryota, Apicomplexa, Aconoidasida, Piroplasmida, Babesiidae. Bases 1 to 5490 code for a protein of 1829 amino acids. The record is from RefSeq and is a predicted model, not a curated record.